AUGUCCGUGCAAAGUGUGUUGAUAGAUUUUUCCUUAGAUUCGGCUCGUUUGGCUGAUGAAAGUGGUCAAAAAUCUGUAUUUGAACAGUUGCAAACAAUGCUGAAAGAGUACAUUCCUAAUCUUUUAUUAGCCGCUGAAAUUAGUCUAGAUGGUGGAUCCCUGAAAAUUUUAACUGGAACGAAAGGUGUUACAGUUUCUAUAAGACUGUUUGACCGAGGUCUGGUUACUAUAAAUGUUGAAUAUUACAAAGACGACAGCGAAGAUCCAUUAAUCACUUUCAAGUUAGCAAAAGAAUUGGAAAGUAAGCUGAAGAAACAUAUCAAAGUAUUGAAAUCGCAGGCAUUACCGCCAUUAAAAAGAUGCUUAUUCGGUAGAUAUCUUCCAUCAUCAGAUGAAAGACUACUUGAGUAUGAUAUUGAUGCAACUCUAUUUGAUGAAGUGUCACCAUUCCAACGAGUGCAAAUUGUCCACUCCAAGAUACUUGGCAAUAUGUUGGUGCUGGAUGAUUUACAGAAUAUUUCAGAAGCGGAUCUCGUUUACACAGAAACAUUAAUGCAAAGAGGCAAAGAAAGCUACGAGGGAAAAGAAAUCGUUAUUCUCGGUGGUGGUGACGGUGCUCUUCUGUACGAACUGCUGAAGGAGAACCCUCGCUAUGUCUGGAUGUUGGAAAUAGAUGAGAUGGUGAUGAAGGCCUGCAACAAGCACCUUAAUUCCAUCUGCGGAGAUGUGCUGGAGCGGCGGAAGGGGUCUAACUAUGAGAUAAUAGUCGAAGAUUGUAUGUUAACUGUGAAGAAAUUUAUAAUGGAAAACAAGAAAGUGGACUACAUAUUCGGCGACCUGACUGACAUUCCGAUCUCUGACGCGCCUUGCGGGGAACUUUGGGAAUUUAUGAUUAACAUUUUGAACUCGGCCUUUAAAAUAUUGAAGCCAACUGGGAAGUUUAUGACUCACGGUAAUGGGGCCACAUCUUCUGAUUCCUUGGAGAUGUAUGAACAAGUGCUGAUGAAAAUGAAGCCAUCCGUCACAUUCUCCAAGACUAAAGCCUUUGUGCCUUCGUUCUAUGAGGACUGGAUAUUCUACCAGAUAGGAUUCACACAAGAAUAA
This is a messenger RNA of Pieris macdunnoughi, 1104 nucleotides long. The record is from the annotation of a GenBank genome assembly. Lineage: Eukaryota; Metazoa; Arthropoda; Insecta; Lepidoptera; Pieridae.